Messenger RNA from Carica papaya (papaya), 5063 nucleotides. Its product is annotated as kinase superfamily with octicosapeptide/Phox/Bem1p domain-containing protein. Gene Ontology annotation, cellular component: cytoplasm. NCBI's taxonomy places the organism in Eukaryota, Viridiplantae, Streptophyta, Magnoliopsida, Brassicales, Caricaceae. Gene Ontology annotation, molecular function: ATP binding; protein binding; protein kinase activity. Gene Ontology annotation, biological process: signal transduction; protein phosphorylation. The record is from RefSeq and is a predicted model, not a curated record.
AAGCGGUGAAAAUCCAGACUGAAAGUUUUCGCCAGAGGAGGAGGAGCAGCAGCAAGGAAAAAAAAAAAAAAAAGGAAAAAAAAUCCCACAAACUAAGAUUCGAGGAGACAAGUCGAGAUUCGAAGAUUCUUCUUUAGAUACCCAAAAAGCCAUGAAUCAAGAGCUUUUCAGAUAAAACAGCACCGACUCAGCUUAAUUCCUGGUCUCGUUUUACCCUCGUUACUUCACUCUGUUUCACCGUUCAAAUCUGGUACCCAUCUGUUAUUAUCAAUUUAAUUCUUAGCUUAUUGACUCUGUUUUUUCCGUUUAUGGUUUCGUUUAGUCCCAGUCUCACUUGGGUUUUAUUCAUUUUCUUCUAUUAGAAGUGCAUCCGAAGCCAGAAUAUAUUUAUCAUAAGUUAUUGCUUUGUUAUUUAUCCCGGCAAAUUUGGUUUACUCGGUUUUCCUUUGAUCUAGACUCCUAGUAUUGUGCUCCAAAUAGUAGAUAUGGCAUUUGAUAAAGAUCUAAGACCCUUAAACGUAUCUAGAACUCUAACUGAGGAGCCCCGCAUUGUGGCUGCUACCACCACCGGCCGGAAUAUUGAAGGGUUUUUUGCCAACCCGGUCCCGGUCCGGGAACAAGGAAGCCCCGGGUCCAUUCCCGUUUUUUUACCCGCGCCGGUGUCGGAUGCAGGGUUUGUAGGUUUAGGGUACGGGAAUCAGGCACCGGCUGUCUCGGCAUGGUGCACUCGGGGCCCUGCACCAGUGGGUCAUGCAGGGGUAAAUCCACUGGUUGGGUUUGGUUAUAGUCCCAGUUUAGUCAAUAGGGUUGUUAAUGCUGUUGAUCAGUCGAGCAAUGAAAUGAUGGCCGGGUUUGGUUGUAGUACCAGUAUGGGGAAUAGGGGUAGUGGUAAUGGGAGUGAUCAAAUCAACAAUGAUUCAAUGAAUGCGAGUGCUUAUGGUCCCAAUUUGGGGAAUAGGAGUACUGGAAAUUUAGCCGAGCUCACAAGUGAAGAGGGUGGGGAUGAUUCUGUAUCAGGAAAGAAAGUUAAGUUUUUGUGCAGCUUUGGAGGAAGGAUUUUGCCUAGACCAAGUGAUGGUAUGUUGAGGUAUGUCGGAGGGCUAACAAGAAUCAUUAGCGUGAGGAGAGAUGUCAGUUUUGAUGAGCUUGUACAAAAGAUGGUGGAUACCUAUGGGAAUCCUGUGGUUAUUAAGUACCAGCUCCCUGAUGAGGAUCUUGAUGCUUUGGUAUCAGUUUCAUGCCCUGACGAUCUUGAUAAUAUGAUGGAAGAGUAUGAGAAGCUGCUUGCAAGGUCAUCUGAUGGCUCAGUUAAGUUAAGGUUGUUUUUGUUUUCCUCUUCUGAACUUGAUCCUUCAGGCAUGGUGCAGUUUGGGGAUUUACAUGAUAGCGGUCAAAGAUAUGUUGAGGCAGUGAAUGGUAUUAUGGAUGGGUUUGUUGGUGGCAUCAUGAGGAAGGAAAGCAUAGCAAGUGCUACUUCAACCCAGAACUCUGAUUUUAGUGGGGCAGAGGUUGUUGACGGCUCAGGUCCUGGGCAAGGUGAUUUUGCUGGGAUUUCAUCACCUAAGGAGAUUGUAGCCACUUCUCUUGACGCUCCUCUGAAAGCAGUGUCUAUGGGGCCAAACUCUUCUAUUUAUGCAGAUGGUUCUGGUUUUCCUACGGGAAUUCCAACGUUUAAGACUGAUCCUCCUCAGACCUUAUUGUCUCCGCCUGAGGUUGAAUCAGAGAGGCCAGUGCCUCUAAAUGUACAGCAGCAGCACUUGGGAUUUGAUUUUCAGCAACAUGGAGUAGCACCGCCUGCAACUUACGUGCAGCCUUAUGUUGAUCCUCGGCAAGAAGUUCCAAACCAAGCAGAUUAUCUGCAUCUUCCUUCCCAAAUGGGAUUUCCAAAUCCUCAAAUUUUGGGUAAUGCUGGUUCAACAUUCACCCAAGCUCAGUUUCGUGAGAAUGCUAUUGGAGUUGCCCCCCCUCAUUUUAUUCCUGCUGUUCCCAUGACAGUGACUGCCCCCACUUCUCAUGCUGGUAGAAGGCCUGUGGUGGUUCAACCAUUGGUGCAACCUCAACAAACUCUGUUAGAGCGAUAUCCUGAUGAAAGUACUCUUCAUUCAAGGGUUCUCCAGCUUCCUGUUGACCACAACUAUAUAUAUCAGUCCCAGGUGCCAACUACAGUGGUUGGAGCAGGUUAUAGCUGGCAUCAACCUUUGCCGUCUGAUCGUGUUGUCUUCUCUAAUGGAUUGACACCUCAUCAGCAGGUAAAUUUUCCCGAGAAAAUACAAAGGUUAGAUGACUGUCUUUUGUGUCAAAAAGCAUUGCCUCAUGCACAUUCUGAUACUAUAGUACCAGAACAAAGAGACAGCGGUUUGAGCCCUAUGUCUGAUUCUGGUUCAGGAGCCUCACUGUAUCACAGUUUCCGUGUAGAAGAUGGCACGAAAAUCCGACCCCUAAACAAGGUUAUAGGGACUGGACCAUUGGGAGAAGGUAUUAUUGAACAGGGAGCUCCGGCUCAGUCAAGGGUUCUUACUCAUUUGGAUCAUCCAGCUGGGGUGCCUCAGUCUGAAGCAACUGUUUUCUCCCGUAAUCUGGAGGCACAACAAGAAAAGGAGAGAAGUGCCCAACAAAGGAUGGAUAAUUUUGAACGUCCAGCUACUCAUGGUGCGACAGGGUUGGUUUGUGAUCUACAAUCACCUUAUGGUGUCUUCAUGGGUCCUAUCCCUGAGUCUCCCCAAAAAGCUGCUGUGCAGCCACAACUUGUACCCACUCAAUACCAGGUUAAGAAUGAACAUAUGCUCAACAAACAUCUCUACAAUGAUGUUCCUCAGAUUGGUGGUUUGCACGUUCAGGCUUCCGAAUCAUUGAUUCGAGAGGCUCAGAAAGAAUAUUCAGUUAAAAUCCCAGUUGUCCCAAAAGAAGAUAAUCAAGAUGCCUCUACAUCCUAUGGUCAUCUGAGGCCAGUUGAUGGGAUGAUGCAGACUCUCCAGAUAUCUUCUUCUGAAAUACAUGUAACCAAUGGACAGAAUAAGUCACCAGUUGAUCGAACUGGAAAGGAAGAAAUAUUGGAUAACAAACACCAGCAAGUUGCAGGAAGAGAGAUGCUUUUAGAUAAUACAUUUUCCAAGCCUCCAGGGGUUAUUGACAUAAAUCACAUUAAACCAAUUGAAUUGCUGCCCUCUUCCUCAACAGUAGUUAAUAAUGUGCACAAUUCUCGACCCGCAGAAACCUAUGAGGUAUCGCAUUCUCAUGUUUUGGAUAAUCCUGGUUUAUAUCAAGAAUCAAAGGUUGGAGAUUAUCACUUGGAUUCUGGUGAUGUUUCUUGUGGCAGAGUUGCAUAUUCUGUAAGUGAUCCGGCUUAUUCGACUGCUAAAGUCCCUGCCAUUGUUGAUUGGAAGGAUGAUGUCUCAUGGUCACAGCCAGAGGUUAUCUUUGCUGAUGCUGAAGCUGUUCCCCUGAGUGGUAGCAGUGUAUCUUCUUUAUCACCACUUACUAGGUCAGGAGAAGUUCAGGAUUCCUCAAAUUCACUGUUUAGCAACCAGGAUCCUUGGAAUUUGCGCCAUGGUACUCAUUUUCCUCCUCCUAGACCUAACAAAAUUCAAAUGAAAAAAGAGGUACUUCCUGCUAAAGAUCACAUUGUUGAGAACCAUUUAGCCAAGGGAGGGGAAUCAAAUACAGAGAUACAAUUGAAGGAUGGAAUUCAACAACUACUGAGCAAUUCAAAUAAGGACUGCAACUCAGAGCAAGCAUGGUCUGCCAAAGACUCAGCAGAAGAACUCAUCAAACAAGAACUUCAGGCUGUUGCUGAGGGUGUAGCUGCUUCUGUUUUCCAGUCCUCUAUCGCUUCCAGUUCUGACUUGCCAGCUCAGAUAAAUGAUUCUGUUCAUGAAUCCAAUCAAGAGAAAGAAAUUUCAAAUAAUGAUCUAGAAAAACAACCUAGAAAUAAAAUUGAGGAGAUUAGGACCAAACUUCCAGUAAGGGCUAACAUUGGUUUUCCUGUUUCAAAUGGUGUUGGUCGUCUGCAGAUUAUAAAAAGUUGUGAUCUUGAAGAAAUGCGAGAAUUAGGUUCAGGCACCUUUGGUACAGUUUAUCAUGGAAAAUGGAGGGGUACAGAUGUUGCAAUUAAACGGAUUAACGAUAGAUGUUUUGCUGGGAAGCCUUCCGAGCAAGAGAGAAUGCAGAUAGAUGAUUUCUGGAACGAGGCAAUUAAGCUUGCUGACUUGCACCAUCCAAAUGUUGUUGCUUUCUAUGGUGUUGUUCUUGAUGGUCCUGGAGGCUCUGUGGCAACAGUAACAGAAUUCAUGGUUAAUGGUUCUUUAAGAAAUGCUUUACAAAAGAGUGAGAGGAAUCUUGAUAAGCGCAAACGUUUGUUGAUUGCGAUGGAUGUUGCUUUUGGAAUGGAGUAUUUGCAUGGGAAGAAUAUUGUACACUUUGAUUUGAAAAGUGACAACUUACUCGUCAAUCUUCGGGACCCUCACCGCCCAAUAUGCAAGGUUGGUGAUUUGGGCCUAUCAAAGGUUAAAUGCCAGACGUUAAUCUCUGGGGGUGUGCGAGGAACCCUUCCAUGGAUGGCACCAGAACUUCUAAACGGAAGCAGUAGCCUCGUCUCUGAGAAGGUGGAUGUAUUUUCAUUUGGUAUUGUGAUGUGGGAACUUCUUACUGGGGAGGAACCAUACGCAGACUUGCAUUAUGGAGCUAUUAUCGGCGGUAUUGUCAGUAAUACAUUGCGGCCACCAGUUCCAGAAUCUUGUGAUCCAGGAUGGAGAUCACUGAUGGAGAGAUGUUGGUCAUCCGAACCGUCAGAAAGACCAAGCUUCACCGAGAUUGCAAACGAGUUGCGCUCUAUUGGAGCAAAGAUUCCUUCCAAAGGAUAGAGUGGAACACAAUCUCAGGUUCAAAAAUAAUUUGAAAGACUGCUUGCAUUUCUUUGUUCAUAAACUCUUCGAUCAUCGGUAAAUUUAUAGGAAAGGAAUUUCUUGUACUUAAUUUUGCCUCAAUGUAACACAACAUCACUGCCAAUGUUAUUGGACAGAACUUGAUAGUUAAUAAAACUUUAUAUGCCUUUCAGUUCUUUGAUA